Conger conger (European conger) is the source of this 1254-nucleotide messenger RNA. RefSeq names its product epiphycan-like. Bases 1 to 1254 code for a protein of 417 amino acids. Gene Ontology annotation, molecular function: protein binding. NCBI's taxonomy places the organism in Eukaryota, Metazoa, Chordata, Actinopteri, Anguilliformes, Congridae. The transcript has 8 exons. The record is from RefSeq and is a predicted model, not a curated record.
AUGGCGCCCCCCGGGGGAGAGAGAGCGUCCGAGGGGAGGAUGAUGAAGACCGUGGUAUGCCUGGUGUUGGGACUCUUCCUCCAGGGGGUGGUGGUAGCUGGGCUCUCCAGACACGUACGGCAGGUGGACCUCGACACGUACGACUCGGCGAACUACGACGUCGAUCUGGAAAACCUGACCUUGGAGACGCAGGACAUCUACGACUACAAUGGCGCAUUGGCUAUCGAUGAACCGGAGGUAAACACGCUCUCGACCACUGCCACAGAGGAGUGGAUUCACAAACGGCAGAGAGGCGGAGCGGGCGGUCGCUGCUCUCCGAGACGCAGCGUGAGUGUGCAGCGCCCCCGUGUGGCCAGAGCCGGGACUGUGGGGCAGCGGCAGCAGCAGCAGCCCCAGCUGGUUGACAUCAGGAUAGAAAUCGGCACGCUGGCGCCCCUGGUGGACAGUUACCAAGCCUCCACCGCCUCCCUGGAGGAGGAUGACGACUUUCUACUCAGGCCCUUUUCCUCCAGCGCGUCGAGCGCGUCCAGCGCGUCCAGUGCGAGUGCGUCCAGCGCCUCUAGCGCCUCGAGUGCGUCCAGCGCCUCUGGGGAAUCCGGGGUCCUGAUGGGCCCUGACACUGGAGGUCUGCCCACCUGUCUGCUCUGCACCUGCCUGGGGGGGUCGGUGUACUGCGACGACACAAGGCUGCAGAGUGUGCCCCCCCUCCCCAAAGAGACCACUCACUUCUACGCUCGCUACAACAAGAUCACCCGGAUCCACAAAUCCGACUUCGCUCAUAUGAACAACCUGAGGAGGAUCGACUUGACCAGCAACCGGAUCUCGGCGAUCGACGAGGACGCCCUGUUCGGCCUGCCGGCGCUGGAGGAGCUGGUGGUGCGGGAGAACAGCCUGGCCCGGCUGCCCGCCCUGCCCGCCACCAUGAGCCUGAUCGACGCCAGCCACAACCACCUGGGCGGCAAGGGCAUCCAGAACGAGGCCUUCAAGGACAUGCACGGCUUGAUGUUCCUCUACCUGACCGACAACGACAUCGGCUACAUCCCUGUGCCUCUACCCGACAGCCUGCGCUCGCUGCAUCUACAGAACAAUAACAUCCAGAUGAUGCACGAGGACACUUUCUGCAACAUGAAAGAUUUUAAUUACAUCCGCAGCGCUCUGGAGGACAUCAGACUGGACGGAAAUCCCAUUAACCUGAGCAAGACCCCUCAGGCCUACGUCUGCCUGCCACGCGUGCCUGUAGGAGACCUGGUCUAA